AUGGCCGACAACCCACCCAGACGUUCAGAUGGCCGCUACCAAUCCAAACGUCGACCAGGUAAAAAAUUCAAACAAAUUUCAUGGCUGAUUCUUGCUCAGAUAUGUAUAGAAGUGUUCAAUGUGUGUUAUGGAAGUCGAAUUUUGCAAAAGUAAGAAAAUGUGACAAUUUAUCAAGCUGCUAAACUUGAUGUACACAUAUGUGGACAGAGGAACUUAGUUUUGUUGGUUUUGUUGAACAUGUCCACAAAUGUGGACAGAGGGAGUUGGUUUCGAAUUAGUAUUUUGGGAUAUUUUAUUAGAAAACAGUCCUUUUAACAGUCCUUAUAUGUUUUAUAAAUAAAUCUAUGUAGAUUUGUUUUGGUUUGAAACAAAAUGUUUUUUUUCUAGAGUGUUAUUCUCUGGAAAAAGCAUUGGAAAUGCUGGGGUUAAUUGGUGGAGAAAACUCAGAGGUGGAAGAUUUAUCAGAUACCGAUGAUCCUGUGGGAGAUGCUGAAUAUCAACCUCCACCAAGCAGCAGUGAGGAAGACAGUAGUGGGUGUGAGGACCCCAUUCCACAGCCCUGUCAGCCUAUCAGAGGACGUAAACGUUUCUGUGAUGAAUAUGAAGGAUAUCGGUCGGAUCGUGACAUUGCCAGAUCAUGCACCCCCAGGCGUCGCUCUCAGACACAGCAGGAUGAGGCUUAUGUUUCUGAAGAUACAACACCAGGACCCAGCUGUAUAGAACGGUCCAAGAAAGGGCGUGGAAUGCGAUGGAAGGCUUCUUCGCUUACACCUGAUGAAGCCUAG
Molecule: messenger RNA, 785 nt
Organism: Xyrichtys novacula (pearly razorfish)
Lineage: Eukaryota; Metazoa; Chordata; Actinopteri; Labriformes; Labridae
Source: the annotation of a GenBank genome assembly